AAUGGCUCAAAAAGUAAAGCCAGCUGCUCCUAAAAAUAAUUUGCAACAACCGCUCCCACCACAACAACCUCAACAGCAACAAAUAAUUCAACAACAGGAAAUGCUUCCCAUUUCGGCGCAGCCACAAGUCCGACCACCUUUGGAGGAACGACUGAAGGAAUUGUUACAACGAAUCCAACAAAGAGCGCCUUCUACUUCUGGCUCUACAAAUAAUUUGCAACAACAAUCUUCUACUUCAACACAGUCAACUUCAAGACAAAGUGGAUCAUUAUUAAAAAAUUUGGGAACCCUGGCUCUUAUUGUAUUAAUUAUUUGCUGCUUUUUUGGAUUAACAACUCAAGAAGUGACACGAACCAGAGUUCGAACACCUUCAGGCAGCAAAACAGUUUAUAAGAUAGAUUUAGAAGAAAAAAUAUAAUAAAUGAAAUAAAAAAUGGGGAACCCGUAUUUUGGUGCGCGACGCAGUCCAGCGCUCUGUGGAAAUUCCCUUCUAAAGAGGAAGCCACAUUUUGUAAUAAGGAUAA
Meloidogyne enterolobii is the source of this 524-nucleotide messenger RNA. The record is from the annotation of a GenBank genome assembly. Lineage: Eukaryota; Metazoa; Nematoda; Chromadorea; Rhabditida; Meloidogynidae.